Messenger RNA from Parascedosporium putredinis, 297 nucleotides. NCBI's taxonomy places the organism in Eukaryota, Fungi, Ascomycota, Sordariomycetes, Microascales, Microascaceae. The record is from the annotation of a GenBank genome assembly.
AUGCAAACAAUGCAACACUCAGGCGGCUUCCUCAUGGUGAGAUGGAAAAAUGGGCCUCACACCUUGAAGCUCGUGGCGAGCCCUGCCGGCACACGUGUGCGGCGCGUGGUGCCUCGUACCAUUGAGGCCACGCUCUCCAUCGAGCCACCAAGAUUCGGUGCUUUCGAUCGGGAGAGAACCGUUGGGGAGAUGGUGCGAGCCGCUCCCUCGUUUGCAAGCCAGAAGCGAGGAAGAACCCCCGAGGGGCAGAAGUCGCCAGGAGGGCCGGUCCCUCCCAGACUGAAAUUGACCACCUAA